AUGAUUAUCGAUGAAGGAAAACAACGUGAGGUGGUCCUGGUGGACCAGGAGGUCCUGGAGGCCCUGGUGGUCCAAGUGGCCCUAACGGCCCUAAUGGCCCAGGAGGCCCUGGUGGUCCAGGUGGCCCUAACGGCCCUAAUGGCCCAGGAGGCCCUGGUGGACCAGGUGGCCCUAAUGGUCCAGGUGGACCAGGUGGCCCUAAUGGCCCCAAUGGACCAGGUGGAAGCGGAUACUACCCCGGACAACCAGGACAACCAGGCACUCCAGGAUCACCGGGCACCCCAGGAGGACCGGGUGGACCAGGCGGACCAGGUGGGCCAGGUGGCCCUAAUGGACCCAAUGGACCCGGUGGAAGCGGAUACUACCCCGGAAAACCCGGACAACCAGGCACCCCCGGAACACCAGGAUCACCGGGCACCCCAGGAGGACCAGGCGGCCCAGGCGGGCCAGGAGGCCCAGGUGGCCCUAAUAGGCCGGGCGGAAGCGGAUUCUACCCCGGCCAACCUGGACAACCAGGACAACCAGGGACUCCCGGCACACCAGGAUCACCAGGCACCCCAGGAGGACCGGGUGGACCAGGCGGACCAGGUGGACCGGGUAGCCCUAAUGGACCCAAUGGACCCGGUGGAAGCGGAUACUACCCUGGACAACCCGGACAACCAGGCACCCCCGGAACACCAGGAUCACCGGGCACCCCAGGAGGACCAGGCGGCCCAGGUGGGCCAGGAGGCCCAGGUGGCCCUAAUGGGCCGGGCGGAAGCGGAUACUAUCCCGGCCAACCUGGACAACCAGGACAACCAGGCACUCCCGGCACACCAGGAUCACCGGGCACCCCAGGAGGACCGGGUGGACCAGGCGGACCAGGUGGACCGGGUGGCCCUAAUGGACCCAAUGGACCCGGUGGAAGCGGAUACUACCCUGGACAACCCGGACAACCAGGCACCUCUGGAACACCAGGAUCACCCGGCACACCAGGAGGACCAGGCGGCCCGGGCGGACCAGGAGGCCCAGGUGGUCCUAAUGGACCGGGCGGAAGCGGAUACUAUCCCGGACAACCCGGCACGCCUGGAACACCAGGAUCACCGGGCACUCCAGGAGGACCAGGCGGCCCGGGCGGACCAGGAGGCCCAGGUGGCCCUAAUGGACCGGGCGGAAGCGGAUACUACCCCGGAAAACCUGGACAACCCGGCACUCCCGGAACACCAGGAUCACCUGGCACCCCAGGAGGACCAGGCGGACCAGGCGGACCAGGCGGUCCUUCUGGCCCAGGUGGACCGAGCCGUCCUCCAGGGUCCCCCGGACAACCUGGUGCUCCGGGUAGCCCAGGAUCUCCGGGCACUCCGGGAGGACCGGGAGGCCCAGGAGGCCCAGGCGGACCAGGAUACCCCGGUCAGCCAGGAAAACCAGGACAGCCAGGAUACCCAGGACAACCCGGCCAACCCGGUAAACCAGGACAACCUGGAUACCCAGGACAACCCGGACAACCUGGAUACCCCGGACAGCCCGGCCAACCCGGUAAACCUGGACAACCAGGAUACCCAGGACAGCCCGGACAACCAGGAUACCCAGGACAACCCGGACAGCCUGGACAUCCAGGACUUCCCGGUCAACCAGGACAACCAGGAUACCCAGGACAACCCGGAAAGCCUGGACACCCAGGACAACCCGGUCAACCCAGUAAACCAGGACAACCAGGAUAUCCAGGACAACCCGGUCAACCUGGAUACCCAGGACAACCCGGCCAACCUGGUAAGCCAGGACAAUCAGGACAGCCAGGAUACCCAGGACAACCCGGCCAACCCGGUAAACCAGGACAACCUGGAUACCCAGGACAACCCGGACAACCCGGUAAACCUGGACAACCAGGAUACCCAGGACAGCCCGGACAACCAGGAUACCCAGGACAACCCGGACAGCCUGGACACCCAGGACUUCCCGGUCAACCAGGAUACCCAGGACAACCCGGAAAGCCUGGUCAACCCGGCCAACCUGGUACACCAGGACAACCAGGAUACCCCGGACAACCCGGAGAACCAGGAUACCCAGGACAUCCUGGACAACCAGGAUACCCUGGACAGCCAGGACAACCCGGUCAACCAGGAUACCCAGGACAACCUGGGCAGCCAGGCCAGCCUGGAUACCCAGGACAACCCGGACAGCCAGGCCAACCUGGAUACCCAGGAAAACCCGGACAGCCAGGAUACCCAGGACAGCCCGGUAAACCAGGACAACCAGGAUACCCCGGACAACCCGGAGAACCAGGACAGCCUGGACAGCCAGGAUACCCCGGACAGCCAGGACAACCCGGUCAACCAGGAUACCCAGGACAACCUGAGCAGCCAGGCCAACCUGGAUACCCAGGACAACCCGGACAGCCAGGCGAACCUGGAUACCCAGGACAACCCGGUCAACCAGGAUACCCAGGACAACCUGGGCAGCCAGGCCAGCCUGGAUACCCAGGACAACCCGGACAGCCAGGCCAACCCGGAUACCCAGGACAACCCGGACAGCCAGGAUACCCAGGACAACCCGGUAAACCAGGACAACCAGGAUACCCCGGACAACCCGAACAACCAGGAUACCCAGGACAGCCAGGAUACCCUGGACAGCCAGGAUACCCCGGACAGCCAGGACAACCCGGUCAACCAGGAUACCCAGGACAACCAGGGCAGCCUGGCCAGCCUGGAUACCCAGGACAACCUGGGCAGCCUGGCCAGCCUGGAUACCCAGGACAACCCGGACAGCCAGGAUACCCAGGACAACCGGGACAACCAGGAUAUCCAGGACAACCAGGACAACCAGGAUAUCCAGGACAGCCAGGGCAACCCGGAAAGCCAGGACAACCAGGCCAGCCCGGACAACCCGGAGGACCCAGCCAGCCAGGUCAACCCGCACAACCAGGAUACCCAAGCCAACCUGGAGGACCCAGCCAACCUGGUACACCUGGAAAGCCCGGACAACCAGGACAACCUGGAACACCCGGACAACCAGGACAACCCGGACACCCAGGACAACCCGGACAGCCCGGAGGACCUGGCCAACCGGGAUACCCAGGUCAACCAGGACAGCCCGGCGGGCCAGGACAACCUGGAUACCCAGGAAAAACCUGGUCAACCAGAAAAACCAGGACAACCAGGACAGCCCGGCGGACCAGGUCAGCCUGGAUACCCAGGUCAACCCGGUCAACCAGGAAAACCAGGACAACCCGGCCAACCAGGCGGUUCAGGUCAGCCAGGGCAGCCAGGUAAACCUGGUAAACCCGGUCAACCCGGACAGCCAGGACAACCCGGUUAUCCUGAACAACCAGGACAACCCGGAUACCCAGGACAACCAGGGCAACCAGGGGGAUCUGGACAGCCUGGACAACCUGGAUACCCUGGACAACCAGGACAGCCCGGUCAGCCUGGACACCCGGGACAACCAGGACAGCCCGGACAGCCUGGACACCCGGGACAACCAGGACAACCUGGACAACCGGGACAACCUGGAUACCCUGGACAGCCCGGUCAGCCUGGCCACCCAGGACAACCCGGAUACCCAGGACAAUCAGGACAACCCGGAGGACCUGGUCAGUCCGGAGAACCUGGUCAACCAGGACAACCCGGAACACCAGGUCAGCCCGGUCAACCUGGAUAUCCAGGACAACCAGGUCUACCUGGACAGCCCGGACAGCCUGGAUAUCCAGGCGGCUCCGAUCAAACCGGACACCCAGGACAACCUGGUCAGCCAGGAAAACCGGGACAACCCGGUCAACCGGGAGGCCCAGGUCAACCAGGACAGCCAGGACAACCAGGACACCCAGGAGAGCCCGGACAACCCGGUUACCCAGGACACCCCGGACACCCCGGACAACCUGGUCAGCCUGGUCAACCAGGUUACCCAGGACACCCCGGACAGCCUGGUCAGUCUGGUCAACCAGGUCACCCAGCACAACCCGGACAGCCAGGAUACCCAGGUCAACCCGGUCAACCAGGAGGCCCGGGCCAACCAGGAUACCCAGGACAACCCGGCCAGCCAGGUCAACCUGGACACCCAGGACAGCCUGGACAACCUGGGCAGCCAGGACAUCCGGGAGAACCCGGACAGCCAGGAGGCCCCGGUCAACCAGGAUACCCUGGACAACCAGGCCAGCCUGGCCACCCAGGACACCCGGGUCAACCUGGACAGCCUGGUCAGCCAGGACAACCAGGACACCCCGGACAGCCAGGACAACCUAGUCAGCCAGGUGGUCCCGGUGAACAUGGGCAACCAGGACAACCCGGACAACCUGGACACCCAGGACAAGCCGGCCAACCAGGCAGCCCCGGUCAACCUGGAUACCCUGGACAACCAGGACAGCCCGGACAACCUGGAACCCCAGGACAACCAGGUCAACCAGGCGGCUCCGGCCAACCUGGAUACCCUGGAGAGCCCGGGCAUCCAGGACAACCCGGCCUACCAGGUGGUCCCGGUCAACCUGGAUACCCAGGACAACCAGGCCAACCCGGUCAUCCAGGACAAUCAGGACACCCCGGACAGCCAGGACAACCUGGCCAGCCUGGUGGUCCCGGUGAACAUGUGCAACCAGGGCAGCCCGGACAACCAGGACAACCCGGACAACCUGGGCACCCAGGACCAGCCGGCCAACCAGGCAGCCCCGGUCAACCUGGAUACCCCGGACAACCCGGACAGCCCGGACAACCUGGAACCCCAGGACAACCAGGCGGCUCCGGCCAACCUGGACACCCUGGACAGCCCGGGCAACCAGGACAUCCCGGCCAACCAGGUGGUCCCGGUCAACCUGGAUACCCUGGACAACCCGGCCAGCCAGGUGGUCCCGGCCAACCUGGACAGCCCGGGUACCCAGGACAACCUGGCCAACCAGGUGGUGCCGGUCAACCAGGAUACCCCGGACAACCUGGCCAACCAGGUGGUCCCGGUCAACCUGGACAACCCGGCCAACCAGGAGGCCCCGGUCAGGCAGGUCAACCAGGAUACCCAGAUUCAGUUGGCGAACCUACCGGCACUGGAGUACAGCCUCCAUCACAGCCUCCACCGGGCGCCCAAAUGCCGCCAUUCCCAAUCUACGUCAUCCCUUACCCGCUGCCCAUCGUCCCGAGCCCUGGACAGUGCCCGUGUUAUUUAGUAAACCCCGGCAAUGACUCUACUGCCGUCUCUCAACCUCAACCUCAGCAACCUCAACCACCUAACCAAGGCGGAUACUACGCUCCUUACGGAAUCAUCGGCUUUGUUCCCGUCGUAUUCGUCCCGUACUGCCCAGGCAAUAACACCGAUAUGAGCUCCGCACAGCAGAACUUCCCUAACGCAGUGCCCGUCCCUUACAACUGCGGACAGUGCCAGGCCAACCAGAAUCUUUACCGCUACUUCGGCAGACUCGGAGGAGCGCGAAGUGCGACAGAAUUUAAGGAAAUCAAAUCCCUUGCGGAGCUAGAACACCUUAUUAAAAAACAGAUUAAGCCGAUGAAGAAAAGCCUUCCGCGGAUAGCGGCUCAUCCGAAGAUUCUAGAAGAAUCGACGAAUUAGUAAUCAUAGACAUGUUUUGACAAUGCAAUAAGUAUUGGAUCUCUUCACUACAAUACGCUAUUAUUGUUAUAUAACGAGUCGAAAAAAAAAGAUGAAGUGAGACGAUUAAAUUUUGAGAUUGUCCGACAAUCGUUCUUGGACGCUCUCAAGAUUUAUAAAGAAUACCAUUCAUAUUUAUUGCGAAUUUGUUAUAGGUUUAUUUAUUAUAUUGAACAUGUAAUUGUAUAUCAUCGUCGAUGACAUGGGACACGCGCAUUUGUAUGUAAUAUUUACAAAAUAUAAUUUACUCAUUAUAAAUUAAUUACUUUUGUAAAAAAAUUGAUUUAGUAAAAUUAAAUUGCGCUGCCAUUUAGAUUAAUCAUGUGUUAAGGAAAGAUUAAUAAAUGUCCUAUUAUUAUA
Cydia pomonella (codling moth) is the source of this 5922-nucleotide messenger RNA. RefSeq names its product accumulation-associated protein-like. The coding region runs from base 1 to 5523 and encodes 1840 amino acids. The record is from RefSeq and is a predicted model, not a curated record. The transcript is spliced from 13 exons. NCBI's taxonomy places the organism in Eukaryota, Metazoa, Arthropoda, Insecta, Lepidoptera, Tortricidae.